Molecule: messenger RNA, 447 nt
Organism: Aspergillus uvarum CBS 121591
Lineage: Eukaryota; Fungi; Ascomycota; Eurotiomycetes; Eurotiales; Aspergillaceae
Exons: 1
Coding region: 100-366 (88 amino acids)
Source: RefSeq, a predicted model, not a curated record
UGUGGAAAAUCCGAGCCUGCAAUCCAGCAGCAUCCCAAUGGAUAACCCUUUCAUUCACUACAUCGACAUGGCAGUCGUGAUUGGGGACCAUGAAACAUCAUGCAUCUUCUGCAUUCCAUUCUUGUACUCUUUAUUCUUCCCAUUUCAUCUCCAACCUUCGUUUCAUCUGUUUCCUACCCACCGUUACUUUAUUCAUAUUUGCUCCCUGGCAUAUCUCUGGGAGAUAUAAGGAGUUUGGGAGUGCUUGAUACCCUGGGAAACAUAGACCGUCAUGCCCCUACUUGUCACUAUCUUGUUCAAAGUACAGUGCUGUCCAGUUACAAUAUACUUCAGUAUACUUUGAUAGAUACCCGUCUAGUCAUAUGAAACAUUACGCUAAUAUGUGCCAACUUGCACUUUUGAGAAUGACAAAUCGUUUGGUUACUCGACGGCAAGGAAAGAAAGGAG